AUGUCGAUACGAAUACGACUUAUUCUGCUGUUCAGUUUACUUUCAGGAUUUGUAAAGGCUCUCCAGACUACACCACCUUUCAAGGAAUACUCGUUCAACAAGUACGAAUUAGAAUCAUAUAAAGAACAGGUCCAGAAUUUAAUUUAUUAUGGGUUAGAUAACUAUCUUCAUUAUGGCUACCCAUAUGAUGAAGUGAAGCCUAUUUCCUGCAUUCCAAAGUCUAGAAACUUUGAAAAUGCAGGAGAUCUACCGACCAAUGACGUCCUAGGAAAUUUCACUACCACUUUAAUUGAUUCUCUAACCACUGUAGCGAUAAUAGGUGACAAACAAAAAUUCAAGGAAUUGGUAACUUUGAUGAAGGAUACCUACCCCAAUUCCAAUUUCAAUAUCCCAGCUACUAUUCAGGUAUUUGAAACGACCAUUCGUGUGGUGGGUGGUCUUAUCAGCGCCCAUCUGUACGCUACUGAUCCUUCUAAGAAAGCUUAUAUGAAUCCUGAGGAAUACGAUGGAUUUUUGUUGACAUUGGCUAGCGAUAUGGCAGACAGAUUGCUACCAGCAUAUUUGACAUCCACUGGAUUACCCGUAUCUCGAGUUAACUUAAGGUAUAAGACAGGUAGGAUUCCCCAUGAUCAAUUAUACGAAAAUAAUGUUGCUGCCAUGGCUUCUCCAAUGUUCGAGUUCACAAUGCUUUCAUAUUUAACAGGCGAUUCUAAAUAUGAACAAGUCACAAGAUAUGCUUUCAAUAAAGUUUGGUCGAUGAAAUCUAGAUUAAAUUUGUUACCCAUAUCUUUUAACCCUGAGCAAAGACUUUGUUACUCCACUAUGUCUGGGAUUGGUGCAUCUAUUGAUUCAUUUUACGAAUACGCAUUAAAGGGAGCUGUACUUUUUGAUGAUGCUGAAUUAUAUCGAAUCUGGGAAGAUUCUUACGAGGCACUACGAAUCAACUCCAAAAGCGAUUGGUUUUACACCAACGUCGAAGCAAACUCUGGAUACAUAGUAACGAAUUGGAUAGAUUCAUUGAGUGCGUUUUUCCCAGGUUUACAGGUGCUGGCCGGUGAAGUAGAGGAUGCAACAUUAAAGAAUCUCAUGUCAUUAAAAUUGUGGAAUACGUACGGUGGUAUACCUGAAAGAUGGAAGUUUGAAAGUGACAAGGAUAAUAAUGAAAAUAAAGAUAAUCCACUUCCUUUAGAGUGGUAUCCAUUGAGACCUGAAUUUAUAGAAUCGACAUACUUCCUAUACAGAGCCACAAGAGAUCCUUUUUAUUUGAAUAUUGGUAAACAAAUCCUGAACGAUUUCCAAACGAGAUUCAAAUCGAAAUGUGGAUUUUCCGGUAUACAGCAUUUAUUGCAUGGAACAAGCCAAGAUAGAAUGGAAUCCUUUGUUCUCAGUGAAUCAUUGAAAUACUUGUUUUUAUUGUUUGAUGAAAAUAAUGAACUUCAUAAAAGCAGAGACAACGUUAUUUUCAGUACUGAAGCUCAUCCGUUUUGGUUGAAACCAAAACAAAUUCGAAGUUAUAAAAUUGCUGCGAAGAAUAACGAUCCGCUAUAUUCUAAUCAUUUGAUACAAGUCAAGUUAAAUGAGGCUAAAUAUUUGAAAGGCUUACAUAAAGUUAAAGCAGGAUCAAAAUUAAAAAAAUUAGCCAGGCAAAUUUUUGAUAGUGGAAUUGACAACGAAGAAGCAAUCAAACCUAAUCCAAAGAAUUCAUCAAACACAGAAAGACCAUUUAAUAAUGGUAUGUGCAAGAAAAUAAUCAGUGAAUAUGCUAACGGAUACACACUACCCUCUUCGCCCUUGUUGAGUCGUCUCAAUGUAUUGUUUGACAUUGACCGAAGAUAUAACAACACUUUGAUCAGACCGGAAUAUCUGAAAGAUUACCAGGGCAUGGAGAUUAGGAAUGGAUUUUAUUCCCACUGGGCUGAUCCAAAAUAUAGUAAAUCUAAGGUCCCUGCAACUACGGAAUCAUUUGAUUUAAUUUUCGAUUAUACGGGGGACUACGAAUCACCCAUAGAAAUUGACAAUGAUAUAUUAAAAUGUAAGUCCUUCAACGGAAGAAGAAAGCUCAGAUUAGAACGAGUAAGACCCGGGACAGUUGACACUUUUGGCAAUCGCUACUCGUUUGAACCAUUUAUAGAACUAGACCGCAAAGACGUUACGAAGAAAACAUGCGACAAAGUUGAUGAACUGUAUUCUUCAGCUGUACUAUAUAGAGCCGCGAUGCUAGACGGCAUCCCCCUUUCAGAAAACGGUAGCAUACAUAUCAACAAGUCCGCAAUUAUCGUACAUGAGGGCAAUGAUACUACUGAUGACAUUGACAUCUCUCUGGGAAUGAACAGGAACAACCAGCUCUUAUUCGGUUGCAUCCCAGUAGUGAACAUCUUCUUGGAGUGA
Kazachstania africana CBS 2517 is the source of this 2388-nucleotide messenger RNA. It is a transcript of the gene MNL1, whose product is annotated as alpha-1,2-mannosidase MNL1. The transcript has a single exon. The coding region runs from base 1 to 2388 and encodes 795 amino acids. Gene Ontology annotation, molecular function: mannosyl-oligosaccharide 1,2-alpha-mannosidase activity; calcium ion binding. Gene Ontology annotation, biological process: carbohydrate metabolic process; endoplasmic reticulum mannose trimming; mannose trimming involved in glycoprotein ERAD pathway. Lineage: Eukaryota; Fungi; Ascomycota; Saccharomycetes; Saccharomycetales; Saccharomycetaceae. Gene Ontology annotation, cellular component: membrane; endoplasmic reticulum. The record is from RefSeq and is a predicted model, not a curated record.